AUGACUGAUCGUGUCGUCCGUCUGAAACCAUACGAGUAUGUCCACAUCCUUGAUAACAACACAUGCAAGGUGACGCUUUUGGAGGGGCCGUGCUGCUUCACGAUGCAGGACCACCUCGUCAAGCUACACACGACGCCCCAACGUCACAUUGUUAUCCCAUUGAAUCACUACUGCGAGGUGGAGAACCCCGUUUCGCCGUCGCCCGACGGUGGGGAGCCAACAUACCGGGUGGGUCACCGCGAGGUGCGGCUACCACAACCUCCAUUUCCGCUUUAUCCUGGUGAGGUGGUCUCUGAAGUGAAGCCGAUGCGCAUUCUCACUGCCCGCGAGGCCAUCAUUCUACGAGCGCUGGCAGAUCACACCACAACGGACGAACUCACGGGGGAAAUUGUGCAGCGCAUGGCUGGACAGCAGUGGCUGGUGAAAGGGCCCUGUCUGUACGUCCCCCGUGUAGAGCAGGAGGUAGUGGAGAGUGUGGAGCCAGUCAUUCUUGCAGCAAAUGAAUACAUGCAGUUGUCCGCCCUGUCAGACUUUAAGGACUCGGACGGCACAACGCGACGUGCCGGGGAAAAGUGGAAUAUGGUAACCCGAGAGCUUUUCUUUCUGGGCCCAUACACAAAGCUGGAGUCUGUUGAAAAAGGCAUCAUGCUUUCACCUAUAUUGGCCCUUCAUGUACGUGCUGUGCGUCCGUUUUAUGAUCAUCGCUUUGGUGUCCAACGUUUACUGGGGGAUCGGUGGCUUGUAACACAUGAUGCGGUUACUCUUUUCUUGCCGACUGAAAAUGAGCAGCCUGAGACGAUCAUCCCUCUCACAGUCGUUGGACAGCAGCAAUACUGCAUAUUAUUAAGUAUGGCACACGAUGGUGUCUGCCAUGACAGUAAGCAGAGGCUUCUCAAGGGGGUGUGCUCCUUUUUCUUGAAACCCGGUGAGAGGUUGCGGGACAAUGAAGUGAAGGACGCCUACCUCCUUGGGGCGCAUGAGGCGCUACUUGUGGAGGCGAUAAACAGCUUUACUGAGGACGGCGGCGCACGGCGGGAGGCGUCAUCCCGGUGGCUAGUGCGUGGGCCCUGCAGUUAUAUUCCACCCUUGGAGGUUCGCGUCGUGGAGCGACGGGAAAGAAUGCUGCUUACGGGGCACAGUGGUGUUUAUGUGCGCAACGUCCGCACUGGCCGAGUUCGGGCAGUGCAUGGUCAAGCGCUCCUGCUUGCUGAGGAUGAAGUGUUGUGGGAGAAGCCAGUGGAUGCUCUUGUGCACCGCCUCCUUACGGCAGAUAAACUCUCUGUGUACGAUCUUGAUGCACUGAAAUUGGCUGCAGAAAUGGGACCGUGCGCCUCACACGAGCUUGUCUACUACAAGGUUCCACACAAUGCUCUUGUACAGCUGUAUGAUUACAGCACAAACACCAGUCGCGUGGAGGCGGGACCCGCCGCCGUGUUCCUCGCCCCCAGUGAAGAAUUUACCCCGAUCUCUCUCUCUGGGGGGCGCCCCAAGAAGGCGAACUGCAUCCACUCACUCUGCCUUUUUUUGGGACCCGAUUUUAUGGCUGACACGAUCGAAGUUGAGACGCUCGAUCACGCCCGAUUGCGGCUUGAGCUUGCGUACAACUGGGAGUUUGACGCCUCUGACAAGGAACGUAUCAAGCAGGUUGCCUUUGCAAUGCCUGAUUUUAUUGGUAAGGCCUGCAGUACAUUGGCGAACCGUGUUCGUGCUGCUAUUGCCAUGGAGUCGUUUGAGCAGUUUCAUCGAAAUUCUUCUUCUGUGAUUCGGAAGGCGAUCUUUUGCUCUCACUCCGGGAUGACGGAGAUGCGGGAGGACGGCCUGUACUUCCCCGUCAACGGUCUCCUCAUCACAAGCGUGGACGUACGCACUGUGGAGCCCGUGGAGCCGAAUACGCUGAAUGCCCUUAAGAAGAGUGUGCAGCUCGCCGUGGAGAUUAUCACCAAAUCACAGGAAAACGAGGCCGCCCAUCAGGCAAUGAUAUUCGAGCAGGAGGCAAAGGGCUCCCUCGAGCUGCAGAUCAUGAAGGACAAAGCUUUGGAGGAGGCAGAACGCGUGACGCUGCUUCAAGUCGCGGCGGAGAAUGCCGCUAUUGAGCUCAGCGGUUCCAGCAAAGUUCAGGCCUUGGCCGAAAGUGAGGCACGGCUUGUGGAGCUGCAGGCGGAACUAGACGUGACGCCCACUCGCUGUAAGUCGCAGCAGGAGAUGACGGAUGCGGAGUUGGAAGUACAGCGUCAACGCAUGGAGAUGGAGCUCUCUCACCGCCGAGUCAUGAACGAUCUUGCGGUUGCGAAAGCGAGGGCUCUGGCCGACAUUGAGGCCACAAAGGUGGAGAAGAUAUUUGCUGCGUUAGGCAGGGAGACUGUCACGGCGAUUGCGCGGGCGGGUCCUGAGCUUAAGGCGAAAUUGCUGCAAGCACUGGGUCUGAAGGGUUUUCUUGUCACGGACGGCACGUCUCCCAUCAAUCUGAUGGGCAUGGCAAAUCGUGUGGUGCAGAAUCCGCAAGGGCAGCGAGUAUAA
Molecule: messenger RNA, 2517 nt
Organism: Trypanosoma rangeli
Lineage: Eukaryota; Euglenozoa; Kinetoplastea; Trypanosomatida; Trypanosomatidae
Product: putative major vault protein
Exons: 1
Coding region: 1-2517 (838 amino acids)
Cellular component (GO): nucleus; cytoplasm
Source: RefSeq, a predicted model, not a curated record